Molecule: messenger RNA, 2105 nt
Organism: Photinus pyralis (common eastern firefly)
Lineage: Eukaryota; Metazoa; Arthropoda; Insecta; Coleoptera; Lampyridae
Gene: Tmep
Product: transmembrane protein 184B
Exons: 8
Coding region: 208-1524 (438 amino acids)
Biological process (GO): transport
Molecular function (GO): transporter activity
Source: RefSeq, a predicted model, not a curated record
UUUGCAUUGUGAUUAACAAGUAUGGUAGAUCUGUUCGUAAUAUUAUUAUCAGUUUUCGCAUAGAAAAAAGCCCUAGAUAAGGGUCAAAGCGAUUCAAAAUGCACGCGGAAUCUGGUUAAUUAUAGUGCUUCUUCACGUCAAAGUGUUAGGCUCCGUAAAGUUAAUUGAAGUUUGCUAACUGGUGAUUUUUGGAUACCUGGAAAAGGGAUGACUUCCUUGUCAUCGACACCGCUGGCGUUGACCGCCGCCAGUAUGAUUGGAAAUGCGACUACGAAUAUCGCAAGCGACGCAGUGUCACCGGUCAAGACCGCCACCGAUUCCGAUCCGAUCUUCUUGCAGACGACGCUGGCCAAGGCGAUCGCGGGGACCUUCGUGUGGGCCGCGCUCUUCCUUACGUGCCAGCAGAUCUAUCAUCACCUGCGAUGGUACACGAACCCCGCGGAGCAACGCUGGAUCGUUCGAAUUCUGUUCAUCGUCCCCAUAUACGCCACCUACUCCUGGGUCAGCCUGUUGUUUUUCAAUUCGGAAAGCUACUACGUCUAUUUUUUUACGGUCCGCGAUUGCUACGAAGCGUUUGUAAUUUAUAACUUCCUGUCGCUCUGCUACGAGUACUUGGGAGGCGAGGGGAACAUCAUGUCGGAGAUUCGCGGCAAGCCGAUCAGGUCGAGUUGCAUGUACGGCACGUGCUGUCUGAACGGGAAGACCUACACUAUUGGAUUUUUGCGGUUUUGCAAGCAGGCCACCCUCCAGUUUUGCUUUGUGAAGCCGCUUAUGGCUUUUAUUACCAUCUUUUUGCAAGCUUUCGAUCACUAUCGUGAUGGCGAUUGGAGCCCAGACCGCGGAUACCUGUACAUAACGAUCAUUUACAACAUCUCCAUAUCUCUUGCCUUAUACGGUUUAUUCCUAUUUUACUUUGCAACUCGCGAUUUGCUGACCCCAUUCGAGCCGGUCCUUAAAUUCUGCACCGUCAAGUCUGUGAUUUUCCUGUCAUUUUGGCAAGGUGUCGCUUUGGCCAUCCUGGAGAAGGCCGACAUAAUAUCGCCGAUUAUCGACAGUAACGGUACGAGGACGUCGACCGGAACGGUAUCGGCCGGCUACCAGAACUUCUUAAUCUGCAUCGAGAUGUUUUGCGCGGCGAUCGCGUUGCGCUACGCGUUUCCGCAUCGCGUCUACGCGCAGGGCUGCGUGACGGACUCGCGCGGCCGUUCUGUCACCAUGCAGAGCAUUUCGAGCAGCCUGAAGGAGACCAUGAAUCCUAAAGAUAUCAUGACGGAUGCGAUUCACAAUUUCCAUCCGCAGUACCAACAGUAUACGCAGUACAGCUCAGGUGGGAAGAACGGACGAGGUAUGAGGAUCUCUUCGUAUGAUCCCGACGAUCCGAUGAGUCCCAGCGGUGGCACGGUUACUCAAUCGUAUAAUAGUGUAGAAAACGCAUCUAGAUCUCAAAGUGUAGGGAGAGUAUCGACUAUUUCUCAAAAUUAUACCGAGAAGACUAUGUUACUUAGUUCCGAUGAUGAAAAUUAACAAUAAACGUAAAUUAGCAUCAAUAUUAACUCGAUUAUUUAUAUUGUACAAUUUGUUUCUUCUGUUUUAGAAAUUACUAUAUUUUUUUAUAGUUCAAAGUAAAGGUGGAUUUUUUUAUUUCAUUCCAAUAUACGGGCAAUGAUUAUUAUCCAAUUGAUUGUUUUUGCUAUCUUUGUUUUGGCAAUUUGCAAUGGUACAGUGUGAGUGAAACUACACUUACGAUUGCAAAAAUCUGACCACUUUCCCGUGGGUUUAAUUAUGAGAAAUUUAUUUUUCCUAUAUUAAAAAUUGUGUUCUUAAAGAGAAAAAGGUAUAUAUUUUACUUAAGUUGGAUUAAAUUACUACCUAUACUUAACGGAAAUCCUCUUGGAUGUACAACCCAAACGAAAAUUAUAAAUAUAGAUACUAUUUUUAUGAUAAUCAAAAUUACAACAAUAUUCAGUGAUUCUAUCGUGCAAUGUUUAGUGUAGCUAUAUAAUCUAAUUGAUGUUGAUUUAUCACAAUAAUCUUUAUGUAUAUCAUUUACAUUUACACUAAUCUAGUAUGUCUACUUAUUUUUGGUUCUUGUCGGAAAUCUCAGU